Messenger RNA from Numida meleagris (helmeted guineafowl), 6937 nucleotides. It is a transcript of the gene GEN1, whose product is annotated as GEN1, Holliday junction 5' flap endonuclease. The transcript has 15 exons. The coding region runs from base 704 to 3556 and encodes 950 amino acids. NCBI's taxonomy places the organism in Eukaryota, Metazoa, Chordata, Aves, Galliformes, Numididae. Gene Ontology annotation, molecular function: 5'-flap endonuclease activity; four-way junction DNA binding. The record is from RefSeq and is a predicted model, not a curated record.
ACAGAAGUGCUCCCGGCGGUCAGAGGGAACCUCCUUUACUCUAGUUUGUGCCCACUGCCUCUUGUCACGGCUCCGGGCACCACUGAAGAGCCCUUCUGUGCACUCUCCCUUCAGGUGUUGGCAGACGUUGGUAAGGUCCCCUCUUCUCCAGGAAGAACAGCGCCAGCUCUCAGCCCUUCCUCCCAGGAGAGCUCCAAUCCCUCACCACCCUGGCAGCCCUCUGUCAGACUCCCUCCCACACGCCCGCAUCUCUCCGGUACGGCGGGACCACAACUGGACGCCGCACUCCAGGUGCGGCCUCACCAGCGCUGAGCAGACGGAAAGGAUCACGACUUUCUUUCCGCCGCGGCCACCCCCAACCACCGCAGCCCCACGGAGCCAACCGCUCCCCACCCUACCUCUCCUUGACGCCGGCGGGACCGCUACAACCCGCAAAAACUCGGACGCAGCCAAAACACUGCUCUCCCAGACAACGGCGCGUACAGGUCUUGUUUCCUGCCAGCGAUCUCUGGAUACUGUCAUUAUCCGCGUUGAUUCGUCAGUAUGUAGAAAGGAAACCAGGCUCAGCCUUCCUCCUUGGAAGUGUCCCUCACUAAGAUUGAAGAAGGAUAUCCCCUUUUUGUUGUUCCACUGAAUCCCCAUAUGUCUUUGGAAAAGUCUUUGCAGCUAAAACCUUCCUGCUGACAGCAAAGAAGCUAGAACAAUGGGAGUGACUAAUCUGUGGCAAAUCCUUGAGCCCGUGAGGCAGCCUGUAAGCUUGAGUAGUCUCAAAGGAAAAACACUUGCUGUUGAUUUAAGUCUGUGGGUUUGUGAAGCACAGACCGUUAAAAAGAUGAUUGGAGUCGUUACCAAGCCACAUCUGAGAAACCUAUUUUUUCGGUAUUCUUUUUUCACAUCAAUGGGAAUUAAACUAGUGUUUGUCAUGGAAGGCGAGGCCCCCAAGCUGAAGGCAGACACCAUGAGUAAGAGAAAUGAGAUGCGAUAUGGAGCUUCCAAGAAACAUGGGGCUGCAAGAACAGGGAGAUCUUUUUUUAAAUCCGUUUUAAAAGAGUGUCUCCAGCUGUUGGAGUGUUUAGGUGUCCCAUGGGUUCAAGCAGCUGGGGAAGCAGAAGCAAUGUGUGCUUACCUGAAUGCAAAAGGCCACGUCGAUGGGUGCAUUACCAAUGAUGGAGAUGUUUUCUUGUAUGGAGCUCAAACAGUUUAUAGGAACUUUGCCAUGAACUCUAAGGAGCCGCAUCUUGACUGUUACACGAUGUCAUCUAUUAAGGAGAAGCUUGGUUGUGACAGAGAGUCUUUGAUUGGACUAGCUGUUCUUCUGGGUUGUGAUUAUCUUCCAAAGGGCAUUCCGGGAGUUGGAAAAGAACAAGCUUUAAAAUUAAUUGAGACUUUGAGAGGUCAAAACUUACUGCAAAGGUUUGAGCAGUGGAAAGAACAAUUUGAGCAUGAUAAUAAUCCACCUUUGGUUGUGAAAAGGAUAGUUCACUGUUCCGAGUGCCAUCAUCCAGGAUCACACAAGGACCAUGAGCGCAGUGGAUGUAGAUUCUGUGAAAGCACUAGAUACUGCAAACCCAGUGACUCCAAAUACUGCUGCCCUUGUGAAUGGCAUCAGUUAGAGCAAGUGAGACAAGCAAGUGCAGUGGAGGACAAUAUCAGAAAAAAAGCUAACAGUUGUGAAGGCUUUCCAUUCUCUGAGGUUAUCCAAGAAUUUCUUGUAAACAAGAAUAAAUUGAACAAGAUAAUGGAAUGCAAAAGGCCAAAUUUAUUGUCGUUUCAGAUAUUUGCUUCUGAGAAGAUGGAGUGGGCAAAGCAUUAUGCUUGUAAGAAACUGUUAGCGCUGUUGACACGUUAUGAUAUGAUCCAGAGAAAAUCUGGAUAUAUUGAUUCAAAACAACUGCAGGCAAUACGGAUAGUCAAGACACGUGUUAAAAAUGGAGUUCCCUGUUUUGAAAUUGAGUGGCAAAAACCAGAACACUAUGUUGAUGCAGAAGAUGAGCCUGUGGAGUUGUGCGUAGUUACAGUAGAAGAGGAGUCUUUGUUUCAGGCUGCCUAUCCAGAUGUUGUUGCUCUUUACCAAAUGGAAAAGUCAGGAGCUCUGGCAAAGAAACAGAAAAACAAGAAAAACGGGCCAAAAGGAAAGGAGUUAUCAGAUGCUUAUGGUGAAGUUACCAGUCUUCUGUCUCAAAUGAAUUUGAAGUCUACAAAUGAAAUUAUUGCUGUGCAAAACCACAUGUCUGAUGUAAAAAAUCCGCUUGAAUAUCAGAUACACCAGAGAAGCACUGAAUCAAAAGAUCCCGUGGUAGCUGCACCUUCCUCUGUAGCACCUGUUGAAAUGGCAGUAUCAGCAGUUGGACUUUCUCUGACAGCAUCACCUUGCUGGCACUUACAGAGUACAUCGACUGACUCAUCUGUAGGGCCUGCACAAUUUACUAAAAACUCAGGAGUGUCAUCCUCUGUAACGGCUGAUCUACAAUUGAGCAAGAUUGAAGAAGGCUCCUUCCCUAUCAGCACUUCACCAACCCAUGCAUGUAAUAAUACCUGUGAUCCAGUGCCUGACUUGACUGCAUACAUAAAACACUCAUAUCCAGUACGUCAUGAAACAAUAAAAAACAACUCAGACUAUUCUGGUGCUGCGCAGUCAGAUCAAGAUCAUUCUGAUAGUGCAGAUGAUUUGCUUUCAGAUGGCCAUAUGGAUCAACUUCAAAAGUUGUCUUUAAGUGAGCGUAUACGUAAGAAAACUUCUGUUCCAUCAAAGCCUGUGCUGUCAGAAGAUGUAAUGCAGCAGGAACCUUUCAGAUAUUUUAAACACACAGAAGUAGCAUUGAAACUUGAUAAAGAUUAUCUCUCUUCCUCACGUCAGUUAAAUAAACUAGUGCAAGACACUAAAACUGUGCUACCAGAAAUCUGUUCAAGUGAAUCCAGUGUGCCUCUUUCUCAAGAAGCUGACACCCUGCAUGAAAUGAUGCAGAAAGACCAUAAUGUAAACUGCUCAGCAUCUCUAGCCCCCAGUAAGCAUACAACAGAGCCACUGCAUACUGUGUGUGAAGUGCUUCCACUGUGUCGAAAGCCAGCAAAUGUUGCAUCUGUCCAUAACAUUACAAAAAUUUGUACUCAGGCUGCUUGGAAAACUUCUUUUAAGAGUGUGUGUCAGAGCAAAUGCUCUUCUAGCGAGGACAGUGAUGAUGGGAACAUGAAUAAAAAUCCAACAUGUAAGCAGAAGAAAAAGCAACUGAACCCUGGCCAGUUUAAAAAAACUUUUACCAAAAAAAGAUAUAACACUGCUAAUGGCAAAAGUACAAACAGUGACUCAGCACUUGUAAUUAAAGGGAGGGAGAAAACGGCCAAUUUUAAGCAAGUUGGUAGGAAUUUGUCACUGGAAGUAUCUCCAAAAGAUUCCUCUGUAGUUGAAGUUGAUUGUUCCCAAAGUUCAGAACAACUGUUUCAGCGCACACGUUCCAGUCCUGCACAACAAGUUGAAAGUGAUGUAUUGAUUUGUGCGUGGGCAGGCAGUCCCCUUCCCCUGUCUGAAAGACUAAAAAGAAGACUCAAAAGCAAUUAGGUUGCUCAUAAAGUAAUUAUGGUAACAAUUAACUCUGAAACUUCACCUCUUAAAGAGCUCUUUUUCAAAGUUUCUCCCGUGUGCUAGGUCAAUUGAAGUGCAAACAUUCAUGAUGAAUAAGAAGUGUUGUGAAAUACUUUGUACUACUGCUAAAGUUUGAAACUAAAAUGUUGACAGAGGCGCUAAAUCAGAUGUUAUAGUCAAAUACCAAUUAUUCUGGGCUUGGUUAUGUUCUGAAUGUGUAAGCAGCAGGCUAUGGUAUACAAGAGUUGAUACUUUUUAAUUAUGAAGUCUGUUUUUUCCCUGCCAAGUUUUUUUUCCAUACACCAGUAUUAGUCCUGCUUAUACAGAUAUACAUACUAAAAACAGUGCCUGCUAUUGGGUAUGCUCAGUGAGACAAAGCAGCACAGCUCUUGACAACUGGAAAUUCCCAUUCUGCCCCACUGAUUUAAUUUUGCUUGUUUUAAAAUGGCCUUUCAAAUUGUGGGAUGCUGGAUGCGUUGAUUAUCUCUAAAGGGUCAGAUAGAGACAUGCAGCGGAUGCACCUUUGAGCACAGCUAAAUGUAUAACAUGCCGUGCCCUAUAACAAACCUCUUUCAAUAUUUGUACCUUCCAAAUGCAGUAAGCCAUAGAAGGAUAUUCUGAUUUCGUAGCUGUUACUUGCACUAUUUAAGAAAAUUUGAUGGCUGUUUUAACCACAUUUAUAAAUAAGGGCAUUUUUAAUUUAUGGAAGAUACGAAAUUCCUUCUAAUGUUCACGUGUACCAGGAUAAAGGUUAAAUACAGAAAAUCAAAAGCUGAUAACACCAUUGCAGACUCUCUGAAAAAUAUAAUGUAUUGUAAAUGUUUGAUUUUACGGCAGGAACUUAAAUGCAAUUGGAUUUUUGAAGGUGUUCUUCCUUGUUCUUUAUAAUCAAGCAAACUGAUCAUAGACAGAAACUAUUGUCUUCUGAAGCUUAUUAGAAAAUUCUUCCUUAAGCAUUCAUAACUUUUCUAUGUACCAACCAGAAUGAAGGCCCGUCUUACGCACAUGCAGUGUUUAUAUUGUGGCUUGGUUUAUAUUAUUCAUGCAUUAAUGAAGAGGUCAGUUCUUUCUUACAAAGGCCAAAACUUUAGAAGUUAGGAAGCUAAACUCUAGCUGUGUUUAAAGAAGAAAUAACUAAUGUAAUCUGUAAUUAGUGAAACUGGUAGCUUCUUAGCUUGCCUGCUGGCAGGUGGAGAAAGCUGAUUUGUAGUAAAUUUUCUAAAUGAGAAAUGAAUUACACAGAUGAGCAAAAAUUCCCAAACUAUUGGAAACGUUUUCAGUUUUGAAGAUAGUCUCUUUUUGGAGGGUCACCACCCUGAUGGUGUGAGCAUAUAGCUGAAAGAACAGAAACACUACGGAGAAUCAGAGUACCAGUCACCUGGGAAUUAGGAAUGGAGGGAUUCCAUAUGUUGUGGUCAGUGGUGGACGGAUUUUGUGUGCGUGUGUGCAGAAAAACACUCGUUUAUGCUUGAUUCUGUUUCUUCUAUGCUUUUGAUACUUGAAUGCGGAAGGUUGUAAUCAGUAGCUGGAAAUUUCAUGAAUAAAAAUACCAGCGCCGUACAACUAUUCCCUCUGUGCAUCAGAAUGUACUCUUUUAUUGGAAGGAUCAUUAAUUUUCAACCAUACCGUGUGGGUUUCUGUGCUUUAGAUGUUGGUUUAAGGCUGGAUGGUAAGUUAUGUUUUUGGAGAGGGUUUUUUUGGUUGCUUUUCAGAUCUCUCUGAAAUGUCUGCCUUACUGAAGGAUUUUCCAAAAAUAUUGUGCUGUCAUUACGAUGAAUUCAUGUUUUAUGGAUUAUGAAAAUCAGAAAUGAGAUGCAUUCAUGAGAUAGGAAGAACUUUAGUGGAAAAAAAUGAGGAGCAGCAGUAGAUUUGAAAAUAACUGUAUAGGAUACUGUCUGUCACUUACACUGUCUCUGCUCAUUGCAGCAAAUCUACAUGGGAACAUUCAUCCUUGGGGGUAUCGUCAGAUUUCUGAUGCGCUACAGAGGGGAAAUCACAGUUUAAAUGCAUUUGGAGUUCUCACCUUGCUGUAAUUUACUGAGUGUAAGGAUUAGGGCCAGUUUCUCUUCUUUAGAGCUGUUCUUACUGUCAGAGCUGCCUGCUUUGCAAACUCAUAUUUGUGAAGAAAACGUUUCAAUAUACUGAAUGGGUGCAGAUAACAUCUGCAGAAAAUAUUCCUAAAAGAUUAUACUAAACUGAUUGUAAGUAGAAGUGAAUGUAAUGCAACUGCCUGCUGCCCCUGAAUGUAUUUUCAUUUAUCAAUCCUGGUCAGCUAAAGCAAUCUGUAUCAGGAUGCUUUGUACAAAGCAGUGAAAUUCUGUCUGCUGCGAAGAUGGAGCAGAUAAGAUGCAUCAUUCUUCAAGUACUUUUCUGGCAGUUUUUCUAUGAAAGCACUCUAGCAGCACACUGGUGUAUCGCUUCUGAUGUCAGUGUCGUUCUAGCUCAGGUGAUACCUGGAGCAAUACAGACCAGAAAUUUAGGUUCUCUUAGCAGUAUGAAUACCAUCAUUUCCACUUUAACAAGCAAUAUUGAACAUCUGCUAUAACAUAACAAAUUUAUACAGCAUGUGUUAACAAUGGGAAGUAUUUGGUGUUCCUUACGUGAUUGUGAUUCUCCCUAUUUCAGUUCCACGGGGAAAUCAACCAGAAAGUCACUGAAGUACUAACAUGGGGAAUAUAUAUGUAGAUUAAAAAAAUAUAGUGGAAAGUGAUCCAAAAAAAUCCUUAUUUCCUGUGUAUCCCACUAUUGCUGCAAUUGUUUUUACAUUUUUUCCAUUGGGAGAUAUUACUGACAUACUCAGGUAUGUUCACAGGUGUUGCUCACAAGAAAGUUGUUCAAAAUCAUUGUGUUUAUCUUAGCAACAGAAAUGAUAAAUGGGGUUUAUGUGUGUGUGUAUAUAUAGUUGACAGAAACAUUUCCUGAUUUGAGAAUGAGAUAUCUAAGCUGAAUUUUGAGGAUUAGCACGGGCUUGGCUGUAUGCUAUUAUGUUAACAAAGAAACUUCGAAGAUGUGGUGAAAGAGACUAAUGGCAGCUGCUACUUGAGAUAAGAUGAAGUCUUUUCAUGUCUAAAAAGGUGUCAAACUCUGCCGUGUUGUAUCGGUAGAUAAAAGGGAAACUGCAGUUAGAAUAUUAUUGGGAGUUGUUGCAAACCUAAGUGCUGCUGGCGAAACAGUAAACUCAGCGCUAGAUUUAGCGCUUUUCCCUGCAGGAAAAAAAACAACUGUUUCAAGAAAAACAAAAUGAUGACAGGUGACAGAACCACUCUUGCACAGUUCUCUUCCUCCUAUCCAUCACUGUAGCUACUGCCAGUACCGAGCUGAAUUUAAGACUAAUAAAACAACAAAGCUUUAAAAGUU